GGGUCUUGAGGGCUCUCUCUGGCCGAGUACAGUUAGCAAGAUUUGCUAGAUUUUCAGGAGUAGAGUGGCCGUAUAAAGAUGUCAGUGUUGAGUUUUCUUGUUUCCUCUCUGACCUGUUGGUGAGUUAAAAAUGUCCGGAUUUCAGGGUCUGAAAGAUUUAUUCAGACGGCGGAUGGACGCUGCGGUGAAAACAGACAUGCCAAGACAAACAUCAACAUCUGGAUACGAAGAGGAGCUCCACCGUCAAAGACAACAACUGGGUGUGAAUAUAAAACCUGACAUGGAGCGGCACACUGCAGGUUGGUCUUCUUUGCAAACAUUUUCUGAGUAACGUCAGCCUAGCCUUAAGCAAACAUACAUUACAGAGCAUGGUAGCUGCAGUUAGCUUCUGCAAAAAUAUCUUUUCGUUUACUGAACUGUAAGACCCUCAGUAACAGCUUUAUACAACUGGACACUUAUGAUCUAUAAGACUACACUGACUCUUUAGUUAAUACUGUCUUGUUCAUUAUAUUAUGCUCUUCAUGUGGGCUGCUCUAAACUAAGUUCACAGGAUCACUCCAGUAGAUAUGCUGUCAGAACUGGUAGACGAGUUGACUAAGCUGCAACCAAACAUUAUAAAACUGCUCUGUGUCAUUCUUUAAAUAGAUAACUAUUUUAAUGAAUUUGAUUAAAUUUGCUGUGUAUCACACACUGUUAGUUUUAUUCAGAGUUCAGGCAUUGAUUUGAUCUGCACAGAGGGCCUGAUGAAUUGUCAAUCAAAGUGGGGAGAUCUAUUUUGCAGUCAGUCUUUAUUUAAGAGUAUAUUGGAUUCAUUCCAUGAAGAAAUGAUCAUAAAUGUUCUUCCUUGAGCUGCGUCACCCCGCAGCAGUCCGUAAUGGACUGGCCCAAGGUCUCGCUACACACAAGCGGCUGCUGGAAGAGAGUAGGUGAGUUGUGUUUAGUGUCUUUGCUAAAGAAAUUAGGCAAAGCUAAAAAGAUGUUCGAUUGGCUAGAGCUAUGUCUGGUAACCUAUAUGUACUGUUGAUGAAGUUAGGUGCUGUUCUUAUUUGUGGCUAUAGAGUGGUGUUCUGGUUGAGGUUUGUUUAUGGCUCCUGAGACUGCUGUGUAUUGCAUUACUAAAGUUGGUAUAACUAGAGAAGCAAGCGGUCGGCAAUCUUAAUCUCUCGACGGCUGUCUAACUCGGUUUUACGGUGUGUUUGACCCUAAAUUAAUUUUACGCCGGAAUAUCCCUUCAACUAGUUGCCUGACAGCUGUAAAGAUGUUUGGUGAUGGCAUAGCGGCUUUUAGUUCUCUGAAGAAAAGUACAUAAAUGAGAUGAGACUAAGCUGAGAUAAGCCUUAUAAAUCAGGGUCUGCCAGUUUAUUCCUGCGUGCAGCCAGAGUUAACAUACAAUUCACAAUGAUGCAUGGGAUGACUGUCACCUGUGAUAAUCCUCAAGGCGUUGUGAUAAACAGUGUUUAAAGACUGAAGACAUUUCAACGAGGCACCCAUAUACAGAACAUCAUAGUCAAGCAGAAGUAGAAACAUUGCUGACACAAGCAGUUUCCUGGCUCUGAGUGAAAAGCAAGGUUUUUUUCGGAAGUAGGACCCCAGCUGCACCCUGAGUUUGGUGACUAAGCCUGCAAUGUGUGCUGUAAAAGAAAGCUUAUGGUCUAGAAGAAAACCCAAGUACUUGAAGUUAGAGGCCAGCUCUGUUGGGUUUCUUUAUUGAGUCACAACAGUCAGGAUUUUCCCUUGUAACUCACUUGAAUUUGAAAAGACCAUGGGCUUGUUUUAUCUGUGUUUAAAACCAGUUGAGUGAGGAUACUUCUGAUUUUAGUACAACUCUUUAACUUUUUUUCUGAUGUUCAAACAGACCAUCACAUAGAUGGAGAAAGUGAAAAGGUGCCCCUUGCUAAAGUUCAAUGUUAAAGUCAGAGCACACAGCAAGGCAUCUCCACCUAGACCUGCUGAUAGCUGAAAAGUUAACCACUGUGGACAGCAGUCUGUAUUUUAAAUUUUGACUUCAAGCUAUUCUGCUGCAUUUUAGAGGGCAACUUUAAAUUUCAAGAUUGGUAUAAAAAUAACCCUCCUGCUGUCAUUUAUAUGCUUUUGUGUAUUUCAUUGUUUUCUGCAGAUGUCCAGCAGGUCUUCGUGGGCAAAGCAGGAUUGUCCCCUUUGCAGGAGAAGAACCCCCAUCUGGACGAAGAGGACACUGAGUCCCCAUACAUUAAAAAGGAACAGGAAGAGCUAUGGAGCAGUCAGGGGGGAGAACAGAACCAAUGGCUGGAGGGGGCGGAUACUACCAAGUUUAUGUUUACUACUGUGAUUGUAAAGGGUGAAGAUAAUGUUGAAGAGAAAUUUCAGUCUUCACAGCUUCAUAAAAGACAAACAGAAGAGGUGGAAACAGAAGCUGGUGCAGAGGACCAUGGAAGACCAGCUCCAGCCCUGAAAUUAGAUCCAGAGAGACUGUUACAGCUGGAGACUGAGGUCAAGACUGAAGACGCUUCUGAUCCGGAUACUGAUGACAGUGAUGAUUGGAGGGAGGCCGAAGUUCAUCAUACAGGUUUAAAAUCUGUGGACAAUUUAGAAGAUAAGAGGCCAGAGAAUGCUAAAAAAUCCCAUAGCUGCUCUCAGUGUGGCAGAACAUUCAAAAUUAAACAAAACCUAAAGAGACACAUGAGGGUUCACACUGGAGAGAAACCCUACAUAUGUCAAAAAUGUGGUAAAAGAUUUUCUUGGGAUAAUCAACUGAAAAGACACAAGUGUAUCCAAGGUCAAACUUCAGAGCUCCAUCAAAACCAACGUGUGGAGAGAAGAGAGGCACAAAGCAGGACUGAUGGUGGAGAACCAGAACCAGCUAGGACUUCAAGUCCAGAGAGACAUUCACAACAUGAAACUGAGAACGGUGGUGAUGGGGAGAAGACAACAGGACAUCAGUUAGAUUUAAACUCUGAGGAAAGCUCUAAAAAUGAGCGAUCCAAUAAGUCUAAUACCUGCUUUUUCUGUUGUAAGGCAUUCAAAAAGAAAUGGGAUCUUACUCAACAUAUGAAAAAUCACACUGGAGAGAAGCCUUUCAGCUGCUCAGAGUGUGGUAAAAAAUUUGGUCAAAAACAUCAUCUGAUUGGACACAAGAGAGUUCACACUGGGGAGAAACCCUUCAGUUGUUCUGAGUGUGGUCAAAGAUUUACCAGAAAUUCAACUCUAACAUGUCACAUGGCAAUCCACAGAGGGGAGAAACCCUUUGGCUGUUCUGUGUGUGGUAAAAAGUUUAAUCAAAGAGGACAUUUGAUCACACACAUGUUGGUUCAUUCAGGGGAGAAACCAUUUGGCUGCUCAGAAUGUGAUAAAAGAUUCACCCAUAAGUAUUAUCUGACACUUCACAUGGCACGCCACAAGGGAGAGAAACCCAUCAGCUGCAGUGUCUGUGAACAGAAUUUCUCUUGGUAUUCACAGUUAAAAAAUCACAAGUGUUUUGGUGGUCAGACGUCAGAGUUUUAUCAAAACCAAAUGUUUGAAGAGACAACAGAAACGGGAGCUGAUGUAGAGGACUGUGGAGGACCAGGACUAGCCAGGAAUUCAGAUCAAGAAAGACACUUACAGUUAGAGACUGAGAUAAAGACUGAAAACCUUUCUGAACCUGAGACUGAAAUUAGCAAUGAUUGGAAGGAAAUCAGAGAACAUCAGUCAGGUUUUGAUUUUAUGACAAAUUAUGACUUAUUCCAGAGAGCAGCAACAUUUAACUCUGAGAGGAAACAAAUUUCUGAUCCAGAGUCUGAUGAAACCACCCAUAACAAUCAUCUGCUGAAGAUCUAUACAAAUAGCUAUGUAGGGUAGAACAUGUAAGUGGUUCAGGAUUUGGAGACCAAGUUUACUUACACGCUAACACGACAGAUCAGAUCAAGUAUAAUGUUCAAGAUAAUAAAAAAGGAGCACACAAAAACAGGAAAUACCCUUCAGGUGCGUGACCAUUUAGGACUUUAAAAAAGGUGGAAAUGCAGCACACUUAAUGUUUUGUAACAUUUUUUAUCUGGGUAGAAGAGCAUAAAGACAAGCAAUGGAUUCAGCAAAUUCAGCAACAAGCCUUCAUUUGCAUUUUGGAAGGUUUUUCACCAGAAUGUGUCCGUUGCUCAUCAUGUCUGUUUGAAUACUUUUCUGCCAAGAUUAAAAAAUGUUAAAUAAUUUUUUAUGUACCGACUUCUCCACCUUUCGAGUAUAUUACCAAAAUCCCAUUUAGUCCUGCCCCUGUAAAGAGUAAGGAUAAUAAAUAGAAACCUUUUUCAGAGACCUGAGCUGAGCCGGAGGAAACGAUUAUGAAGGACCAGAACUCAGAUCCAGAGAGAUGUAUUCAAACAGAGACCAAGGUCAAGUCUGAAACUAAUGACAAUGUUCACAGGAAUUUUAUUUUAAAGAGUCAAGGAAACACUAAAACAUUACAUAAUGCUGUAAAAAACAUUAAAAACCAAAGCCUGAUAAAAGACAAAAAAAAUCAAAUGGCUGCUUUGAAUAUGGUAACACAUUCAAAGAUCAUGUAUUGAUUCACAAAGAAGAGAAAUCCUUCAGCUACUCUGUUUGCAGUGAAAGAUAUGACCAUAAGUCUAAUCUGACACACCACAGAUGGAAAAAACCCUUCAGCUGCUCUGUCAGCAGUGGAAGUCUGGUCUUACACUUUACAUGGCACCUCACAAAAGAGAAAAACCCAUUGGCUGUAGUGUUUGUAACCAAAGAUUCUCUUGGCCGUCUCGUUUAAUAACACAACUGAUUUCAGGCUUAAUUAAAACCAAAAUGAGGAGACAAGAGAAGCAGAAACAGAAGCAAAUACAGAGAGUUCUGUAGAUCCAGAACUCUUAGAAAGAGGAUCUAAAAUUACUUUUCAAUCUGCAGGUUUUACACUAUAAAUUCAGAUUUGAGCUUGAUGCUUUUAGGCAAACAGAUGGAUGUUUGAUUUUGAUUUUCUGUUCCUUUACUAUGAAAUGAAAGACUGUUAUAUUCCAGCUAAUGUUUAGUUUCUUGGCAUUUUUAGUUUUGUUUACAGUGCAUUAACAAACAAACAAAAUAUGAAAAAAAACAGCCAUUAAGAAAAAAUAAAUAAUUAAUAUACAAAGGUGCCAUAAUAGGGUUUAGAGAGGCUCUGUGUGUGCAUGCUGGCAUACGUAAAAGGUCAUUGGUGAAACUUUUACUAAACAGUUUUACUUCAUUAUGUUUAAUAGCCAUUGACUUUGCUUGAUUUUUAAGUGUCACCUUUACAAUCAGAUGCAAGUUACUAUCAUUUCAUUUUGAUAUGUGAGUUUCAUUCAGACAUAUAUCUGUACACUUAUUUCAUCACUGUUUUCAAAUGUUUGACAAGGUAAUCAUUAGGUCGUAGUUUGAAUUGCAUCACUUUGAGGAUAACUGUUGAUUUAUUUUUUCAGAUUAAUGUACAAUCCAAAUUCAAAAAAAGUUAGGACACUGUUUUCAAUGCAUGGUAUAGAGCAGGGGUGUCAAACUCAACCACAGCAAGGGCGAUAAUCUGGAUUUAGGUCUAACCUGAGGUCCAAAGAGGGUCAACAUUUCACCAAAACUGUCAACCUCCCUUUCAAAAAAUAUGUAACAAAAAUAGCAGUGAUUAUAAAUCAUUUAGAAAUUCAAAUGUGAUAAAAAGAUAGAAAAAUUGUAAUUUUUUAUUCUAUUUUUAUUCAUUAGUUCAAAAGAUCAGAGCAUGAUAUCAAAAAUAGAAAAAAAUGCAUUUAAAGAGCAAAUACAUGAGCAGAGCGUUGAAAUCAGGUUUAAUAUGUCAAAAUAUGACUUAAAAUUUUUAAUUGGAAUCUAAAGUAGAAAAAUGAAACAAGUCUAAAUACUGAGUUAAACAAAUCAAAGCAUGAAUAAAAAAUCCAAUCAUGUUUGGCUUGUAAUCUUGAGAUGCAAAAUUAAAAACAUGAAAUAAAACACCAAAUAUUUUCUUCCCCACAUUCUUGACUAUUUACAAAUCUUCCUUACUCUUUAAUUUCCUAGAUUUUCAUGGUUUAUUAAGGACAUUUUAAGUAAAGGUGCUCAAGUUUAUAUUAUGAUACUGGAGGAAAUCUGCAGACUUCAUUCUGGAGGGGCCAAUAAUAAUACAGAUAUGAUAUAAUCUUGUGGGCCAGAUAUAAUUGUUCCACGGGCCAGAUUUGGCCUCCGGCCCUUGAGUUUGACACCUGUGGUAUAGAGGGACUGCAGACAUUUGCUGGUAACAAUUUUAAAAUGAGCACACAUUUUUUCAUAGAAUAAUAAAUCGUUUUAGUUUCAACAUUUAAUCUUUGCUCUAAUUUCAGUUAAGUGCAGGAUUUAAAAGAGUUGCAAACUGCAUUACAACUGUUAUUUUUAUGCUGUAGCAAUACCCGCAGAAUGUGGUUUGGCAUUGUCCCUCUGAAAAAAAAAGUAUUUUCUGAAAAAGUCAUCAGGAUUGCAACAUAUGCUUCUCUAGUACCUGUAAAUAUUGUUAAGCAUUAAUGGAGUUUCCAGAUGUGUAUGUUACCCAUGCCAUUAACACAUCUGAUCCCCAUAUCAUCAGGGAUGCAGGCCUUUGAACUGUGUGCGAAAAAGAAGCUGGAUGGUCCCUCCCAGCUUACAGUAGAGGAUGCAGUGCCCAAGAUUUCCAAAAAAAAUGCACAAUUUUGUUUAAUCUGUCCAGUGGAUGUUUUACCACUUUACCACUGUUCAUGUUAAAUGGGCUUAGGUAAACAGAAAUCUCUAGUGUUUUGGGUCAUGUUUAAAUAUGAUUUCAUCUUUGGAUGAUGUGGUGUUAACUAACUUUUAUGGAUAUGAUGAAUUGUAUUCGCAGAUGUUAGUUUUUGGAACCCAACUCCUAUCCAAACAUUUCUGAUUCUUGUAUCACAUUUUAAAUGAGCAGACAUGUUUCAUAGAGCAAUAAAUUUUUUCAACAUUU
Molecule: messenger RNA, 6883 nt
Organism: Xyrichtys novacula (pearly razorfish)
Lineage: Eukaryota; Metazoa; Chordata; Actinopteri; Labriformes; Labridae
Source: the annotation of a GenBank genome assembly